AUGCCCCCUCCAAACACCCCCGCAUCGGACCCCCCUCCGGGCGCAGUCAACAUCAACUCCCUCUCCUCCCAGCAGCUCCGCGCCCUGCAAUCCCGCCUCUCCUCGGAACUCGAACACCUGACUUCCUCGCACGCCAAGCUGCGCGCCGCGCAGUCCAAGUUCCGCGACUGCGUGCGCUCCAUCAACGAAGGUGUCCUGGGCUCCAAGAAGAAGGGCACUGACGGAAAAGAUGAUAUCUUGGUUCCCCUGACGAGCUCGCUCUACGUGAAGGGGAAAUUGGCGGAUCGCGAAAAGGUCCUCGUUGAUGUUGGGACGGGGUUUUAUGUUGAGAAGACACCGCAAAAAGCGAUCGAGUUCUACGACGAAAAGAUCAAAAGCCUAGAUGCCAACUUGCUGGAAUUGGAGAAGAUCGUGCAGACCAAGAGCUCGCAGCAGAGGCUCUUCGAAGACGCCCUGAGACAAAAACUGUUGAGUGAAGGUGCCGCCGGGGGAUCGGGUCAGGCUGCCGCUGCCGGAGGCGGUUGA
Messenger RNA from Aspergillus melleus, 525 nucleotides. It is a transcript of the gene GIM5, whose product is annotated as prefoldin subunit 5. Gene Ontology annotation, cellular component: cytoplasm; prefoldin complex. Lineage: Eukaryota; Fungi; Ascomycota; Eurotiomycetes; Eurotiales; Aspergillaceae. The transcript has 4 exons. Gene Ontology annotation, biological process: regulation of DNA-templated transcription; protein folding. The coding region runs from base 1 to 525 and encodes 174 amino acids. The record is from RefSeq and is a predicted model, not a curated record.